AUGGCAUUCAGGGCGAAGGCAGGUGUGUGGCUGGUGGGGCCCUGUCUAUCCCUGAGAGGACCACGGACACUGGGCACCAGAGCCAUUGUGGCCCCUAAGGCGGUGCUGCCCUUCGAAGCCAUACCCCAGUGUCGCACCAACACCUGGAUGAAGAUGCUGCAGAUCUGGAAGGACCAGGGCUAUGAGAACCUCCACCUGGACAUGCAUCAGAACUUCCAGGAGCUGGGGCCAAUUUUCAGGUAUGACAUAGGAGGGACACAAAGGGUGUCUGUGAUGCUGCCGGAGGACGUGGAGAGGCUGCAGCAGGUGGAGACUCUGCACCCACGCCGGAUGUGCCUGGAUCCCUGGCUGGCCCACAGGCAUCACCGAGGGCACAAAUGUGGCGUGUUCUUGCUGAAUGGGCCCGAAUGGCGCUUCAACCGAUUGCGGCUGAACCCAGGAGUGCUGUCACCAAGAGCUGUGGAGAAGUACCUCCCCAUGGUGGAUAUAGUGGCAAGGGAUUUCACCCAGAUCCUGAAGAAGAAGGUGCUACGGAAUGCCCGGGAGGCCCUGACCCUGGACGUCCAGUCCAGCAUCGUCCACUACACCACAGAAGCCAGCAACCUAGCACUUUUUGGAGAGCGGCUGGGUCUCUUUGGCCAGAACCCCAGCCCAGCAGGCCUGAAAUUGCUCCAUGCCCUGGAGGCUAUGUUCAAAUCCACCGUUCAGCUCAUGUUCACACCCAGGAGCCUGUCCCGCUGGACCAGCACCAGGACGUGGGAGGAGCACUUUGAGGCAUGGGACUGCAUCUUCCAGCAUGCCAACAACAGCAUCCAGAAAGUCUAUCAGGAACUUGCACUCGACCGCCCUAUAUACUACAGUGGCAUUGUGGCAGAGCUGCUGUUGCAGGCAGAGUUGUCACCAGAUGCCAUCAAAGCCAAUGCUAUUGAACUCAUAGCAGGGAGUGUGGACACGACAGCCUUCCCUGUGCUGAUGACACUGUUUGAGCUGGCCAGAAACCCCCAGGUGCAGCAGGCCCUGCGCCAGGAGAGCCUGAAAGCUGCCCCUAGCAUCACUGACAAUCCUCAGAGGGCAAUGGUGGAGCUGCCCCUGCUGCGGGCAGCCCUCAAGGAGACCCUGAGGCUCUACCCCGUGGGCGCCACCCUGGAGCGAAUCCUGCCCUCAGACAUGGUGCUGCAGAACUACCACAUCCCCGCGGGGACACUGGUCCAGGUGUUCCUCUAUUCCCUGGGUCGCAACCCCGCCUCCUUCCCGAGGCCAGAGCGCUAUGACCCCCAGCGCUGGAUGGACAUCAAGGGUUCCAACACAAACGUCCGCCACCUGGCUUUUGGCUUUGGCGUGCGCCAGUGUCUGGGGCGGCGCCAGGCAGAGGUGGCGAUUGUGUUGCUGCUGCACCACGUGCUGAAAAACUUCCUGGUGGAGACUCUAAACCAAGAGGAUGUAAGGAUGACCUUCUGCUUCACAAUGAAAGCCACCAGCUUCCCUGCACUCAGCUUCAGGGUUGUCAGCUGA
Nycticebus coucang (slow loris) is the source of this 1512-nucleotide messenger RNA. Its product is annotated as cytochrome P450 11B1, mitochondrial-like. The transcript is spliced from 9 exons. NCBI's taxonomy places the organism in Eukaryota, Metazoa, Chordata, Mammalia, Primates, Lorisidae. The coding region runs from base 1 to 1512 and encodes 503 amino acids. Gene Ontology annotation, cellular component: mitochondrion; mitochondrial inner membrane. Gene Ontology annotation, biological process: aldosterone biosynthetic process; cortisol metabolic process; cholesterol metabolic process. The record is from RefSeq and is a predicted model, not a curated record. Gene Ontology annotation, molecular function: steroid 11-beta-monooxygenase activity; iron ion binding; heme binding.